Molecule: messenger RNA, 915 nt
Organism: Tricharina praecox
Lineage: Eukaryota; Fungi; Ascomycota; Pezizomycetes; Pezizales; Pyronemataceae
Product: glycosyl hydrolase
Exons: 2
Biological process (GO): carbohydrate metabolic process
Molecular function (GO): arabinan endo-1,5-alpha-L-arabinosidase activity
Source: RefSeq, a predicted model, not a curated record
GGCACAGUACACGUCCACGACCCUUCGAUCGUUAAGAAGGGCAAGUACUACUACUCGUUCAGCACACAUUUGGGAAUCGCCAUUGCACGUUCGCCGACACUGAACGGUCCCUGGAAGCACCUCGGCAGCGUGAUCGACACCCAAAGCAUCAUCGAGCUUACCGGUCGUGACGACCUCUGGGCUCCGGAUGUGAUUGAGCACAAAGGCAUGUACUACUGCUACUACAGCGUCAGCACCUUCGGCAGCCAAAACAGUGCCAUCGGAGUAGCCACCUCCAAGACUUUGCUUCCAGGCAGCUGGACGGACCACGGCAUGGUGAUCCGGUCCUACGACCCGACACAGUUCCCCGACGCGCCCAGCCCCAACAACAUCACGAACGCGAUCGACGCCAACGUGUACAUCGACAAGAAGACGAAGGAGGUGACGUUCUCAUACGGCAGUUUCUGGUCGAACAUCUGGGCGUUCCCGAUGGAGUCGAUGACCUCGAUUGCCUCGGACGCGGUAGCGACGCACUUGGCGCUCGACCCCGUGGCCCCGCAGGCGGUCGAGGGCCCCUUCGUCCACAAGCACGGCGACUGGUUCUACCUCUGGAUCUCGUCCGGUAUCUGCUGCGGCUUCAACGCCUCCAUGCCAGCCGAAGGCACGGAGUACAAGAUUAAGGUCGGAAGGAGCAGGGCCGUCACUGGCCCGUUCGUUGACCGUAACGGAACGGAUAUGAAAAACGGCGGAGGCGAUGUCGUCUUUGGAAGCCACGAUUGGGUCUACGGGCCCGGUGGCCAGGGCGUGCUCGUCGAUGGGAAGAAGGAUAUCCUCUACUACCACUACGUCGACACCAGGGUUAGCUACGUCGAUGAGGAUAAGUACUUGGGAUUCAAUGAGAUCAAGUACGUGGAUGGAUGGCCAGUGUUGGUGUAA